Messenger RNA from Neurospora crassa OR74A, 3891 nucleotides. RefSeq lists its product as hypothetical. Gene Ontology annotation, molecular function: protein kinase activity; ATP binding. Gene Ontology annotation, biological process: protein phosphorylation. Bases 1 to 3891 code for a protein of 1296 amino acids. The record is from RefSeq and is a predicted model, not a curated record. The transcript is spliced from 6 exons. Lineage: Eukaryota; Fungi; Ascomycota; Sordariomycetes; Sordariales; Sordariaceae.
AUGGCGUACCGACCCCAGAAACAAGGAGGGAGAGGGCUCAUGGACCGGGUGGAACCCCCCGCAGCCGACCUCUACGGCGAGCGUGCCGUCCAGCGCGAGAUGCUUCGUUACCAGCAAGACAACGGCUACCCGUGUGUGCUCUACCGGCGCGGCGAGCUGCACCUGCGAGACACCCCCGAACACCGGGCGCUGCGCAAGCGGUGGAAACCGCCCAUUCCCGGCCCCAUGUGGAGAAACCAUUUUACCAACCCGUUCUACGGCGCCAACCAGAUGUACGAAAUCGUCCCCUUUUCGCGCCGGGGUCUGCCUCCCCAGAAUCCAGUCGGAGCACAACAAGCGGGCGCGCCUGGGCAGAACAACCCUGGUAACCAGGCGCAGGCACCGGGGCCGCAGGUGGGUGACAGGUUCAAAGGGGGACAGCCUGUGCAUGUUCAAGAGGCGAUCGCGAGGGCGAGGGUGUUUUUGGAGACGAGCUCGGAUUUUCGGAUCAAGAAGGUGCUGGGUUGGGGUGGCAUGGGAGCGGUGUUGCUGGCUGAGUUGAGACAGCCGAGGGAAGGGCAGUCACAGAACGUGGUGAUCAAAAUGAACUUGGUCGACAGGGGUAGAGACAAUUUCAGGCAGGAGAAGCAGAAUCAUGUCCGGGUGGCCAGGGCCGCGCACGUGGUGCAGUGUCUUGUGGUGGAGGACGGCAGGCAGCAGCAAGAUAAAGACAAGAACAAAACAGGACUGGGUAUCAACAGGAAUGCACCAGCAGCAAUGAAGAGGAAGUAUGCUGGCGAUGCUGCGGACUCUGCUUUUCAGGUCGCCAAACGGACACGUUUGACAACGGGCGAAGAGGAGAAAGGACCGGGCGGUGACAGGCCGAUAGUUGCGGCGCCAGCUUCAGGGGAAUCGCCUAGAGCAGCACUCCGUGGUCCGCUUGCAAGGGCUAUCUUUGACCGAGCGAGAGAGGCCAUGCACCUUAAGGGGGCUAGCAAGCGACGCAGCGAUGGCGACCACGACAUCAACAACCAUCCAGACCUAAUGGUCAUUGAGCCGAUGUGGCGUGGUGAUUUUGACUUGUGGAUAAGAAAGAUGGCCCACUCGGGAGAGAAGUUUCAUUCCAAAGUGCUUUGGUUGAUCUUUGAGUGUUUGUUCAAGGGCGUUCUCGCCAUGGCUCAUCCCCCGCGGCACUAUCAUGAGUAUAGGGAAACUGGAGGAAGGACGGGCCCCAUUAUGGAAGAGCGAUUGCCAGAUAGAGAGGAUGUGGUCAGCUUUGAUAAGGAUAACUUUAUACACUUUGACUUAGAUCUAGCAAAUAUCCUUGUUGGAGAUUUCAAUGUUCCCACUCGAGAGUCGCAUUCGGUAACGCCAAAUAUCAAGAUAGCUGAUCUUGGCUUGGGUACGAACAUGGCCACUGAGAAAAACGAUUUCUUCAAGAUGUGGGGGUCAAGAUUCUGCGGCAAGCCAGGGGCGGGCUGGCUUUCACCGGAGCAAUUCCACCCCGAAUGGGAUUACAUCAAGUACACACCAUCCACAACCGUCAACUUCACUCCUACCAUCGCCGGCAAUUACACCUGGAAAACGAAUCUAUACUGGAUCGGUCAAGUUAUGUGGUGUCUCGUAACGCUCCACAAACCCUCCAGAAUGCCGUUUCCUUACUGGAUUACCGACCACAGACCUCCUGGCCGCCGUCGAGGUCGAGCUGAAAACCAGGGUAGAUUCUGGUCCUGGGGUGGUCUCAUCAAUCAUACGAGGUACAACCACAUUGACGAGGACCUUCGUGCCGCCAUAGUCUUAUGCAUGGCCGACAGUCCAGCCAUGCGGCCUGAGGCAAAGCAGCUUUGGGAUUGGAUUCAUGAGAAGACAUCGUCUGAAUGGGAAGGUUUGUCGGAAGAUGAGGCCCGCCAAUGGGCUGCAAGAUUUUUCGAAUCACCAGGAGUCCCAGGACCAGCAAGGCCCGCCGUCUUUGAACAGCCGGGGGAAGAGAAAGCUGAGAGUCUCGCAAAGAAUUCCAGACCUCCUUGGGGCAAGAUACCCGAGUUAGCCGGUGUGUCGCCUAGUAAACAGAGUGUCAGCACCUUCGACUUCACUUUCAAGGUUCCCGGAAAGUGGCCUAAGCUCCAGUCAACGAGGCCCGUCAAAGUCAAGAAGAAACCAGCGUUUCCAAGACCGGCACCAAAGGCCGCAGCGGACACUCCGAAUCACGAUCCUCAACAGGCCGUGCCAAACCCUCCAGAUCCUGCUCCUCAACAGGCGGAAGAGCCCCCAGCAAAGAGUCCUUUUGGGCGUCCACGCAGAAAAUCCAGUGGGGUGAAAGCGGAACAGAUAAAGGCCGCCGUUGAAGCAGUUGAGGCCAACCCAGUUCCACAAGAAAAAGCUGUUCCCGAUCUACAAGGCUCUGACCAAGAAGCAACGGUACGACCCGUAGCUCCAGUGGCUCCAACCCCAGCAGCGGCAGCAGCACCUACAAGAAGACCAACUCCAAAGGAACGCAUCCAAGCAGCAUUAGAGGGAACCGCAGCGGAACCCGCACCGGCACCUGUAAUCCCGCAACUACCACCACCCAAGGCUGGGACCAACGCGGUAGCCGGACGAGUCCGCACCUUCGUCGUGCCCUCCGACUCCACCGCGGCCACGAGCUCGACCGCAGCCGCAGCCGCAGCCAAAGUGGCAGCUGCAAUAGCACAAGCUACAUCACAAGCACGAGCGGCACGAGAGGGAGCGCCAUCAUCUUCUCCCACCAACAAACGACUGACAGCACUUGGGGCAGGCGUCCGUCUUCUUCCGCAUACCAAGUCCGGCGGCAUCCAAGGUACGCCGCUGCAACCGAAUCCUCCUCGCAAGCAAGUGAAUUUCCAGACUCCCCCUCCGAUCGCUGCAGAUGCAGUAGUGCCUUUCCUGCCUCGGGACUUGGGAUCAGCCCGAGGAAAGCCGCAAAGGCUCCUUAAUAGAGGUAUAAUUGGCCAUCAUGGGGCGGCAGCUCAGGGGCAGAGAAAGCCGGGUGGGAUGUACCGGCCGCCUCUGCAGCAUCCGAAUCAGCCGCUACAGGAGAAUCGGCCGCCGCAACAAAAUUGGUUGCCUCAGCAGGCCCAAGUACCGCAGCAGCAGCAGCAGCCUCAACAACCACCGCCACAGCAACCUCAACAACUCAAACUCCCCACAGCAUUCAUCUUGCCCAAUAACCGACCAGGCGGAUCAGCAUUACCACCCCAAAGACCACCGGGACCACCCACACCACUCGUACGCAGACUGAAUCCCACCAACCGCAAAGUGGGUGGUCAAUACGACCUCAGGGCGCGGCGGAAGAACACUGUCUUGAGGGGCCCAGGUCCAAGCCGCUUGCAACAAGCCUGGACGCCGCGGGACCUGGCCGAAGGAGGCAAAGCCGGAAGGGCAGGGAGUGGAUUGUUUGCUGGAUUAAAGCUGGGACGAAGAGUGACAGCGGUUCCACAAGCGAUUAUACAGGAGGACCACCCUGCUGGGAAAGAAGAGGAAAAGGAGGGCUUCGGGGCUGGAUCAGGAAAAUCUGAACAAAAGCUUGCAUCGUCGUCGAUACCACAAAGUAGUGUUUCUGCGGUUGGAAGGGGGCCUAGUUCGCUCAUAGUUGGUUGGGAACACUUGGAGGAAGAGCCAGCAGCCCCGUUGUCUCCACGUGAGCUAGAGAGACGCCGGCUCGAGUUUGAAAGGUUCCAGGCCAGGAAUAUGUUGUACAACGGUAGCCUACUCGGCGUAAAUUGGGAUGGUGAGGACUCGAGUGACUCGGAUGAACCAAUGGGAAGUACUGGUGAUGAGGAGGAGGACGGGAGUGAAGACGCAAUGGCGGUGUCCGAAGCGUCCACAACUAUCGGCAGGUUUGCUAGUUUCUAUUUUCGCUUUGGUGGGUUUGGACGAGGAGGAUCGAAUUCGUAA